Messenger RNA from Mesorhabditis belari, 912 nucleotides. The record is from the annotation of a GenBank genome assembly. Lineage: Eukaryota; Metazoa; Nematoda; Chromadorea; Rhabditida; Rhabditidae.
AUGGAGGGACAAAAUGAUUUGAUCUCAAUGUCAGUUCUACCAAAUGAUCUUUUACGAGUUAUCUUUUCUCAACUCGGUCGUUCGGAUAAAGUUUCGGUAGCAAUGGUUUGCAAACGAUGGCUGGCUUUAUCUGAUUUUCCUGAGGCCUCUGGUCUUUCGAUCUCGGUUGGACACUGUCUGUGUAACGUAGGAAUUGAUGAACAUGGUGAUGCCUGGCUUCAGGUGUGUUUAUGCAAAGAUCAUGGCAGUAUGGCAAGCCUUUCUUGGUUUCUUCCUUAUUUUGCUCGAAGCACCGAAACGUUCAGUCUGGAAGAUGAUUUGGUUUCGGGAGAAAGGAUCUCAAACGAUGACAUUUUUGUUUUGCUUGCCGGCUGUGCCCAUGCUCAAUUGAAAAAGGCGAAUUUCAUUAAAGUGGACUUUGGUGAUGUGAAACCGUGGACAUUAGCUUUGUUGGCAAAUUGCUCGAAUUUGAAUGAGAUCAUUUAUGAGGAUUGUCUCUUUCCGAACGGGAUCGAGGUUGAGAGAUUUCUAAUCCGAAUUAUGACCACUUCAUUUGAAUGCCUUUCUACGAUUAAGAUCACCAAUUGCAAUAUGGUGACUGACGGAUUGGCGCGAUCUGUGGCGAGACGUUGUCCAUUGUUGGAGGAUUUUACCGUUAGUGGAUGCAAAUCGGUGACCUCACACUCAGCUCUGUCACUCCUUGAGAGUUCACGCUUGCGAAAGCCGACAAUGCUCACCACGCAUAUGGAAAACACAUCAUUUGAUGUGAAUCAAUUAUACCGUCAAAUCCAAUCACCGUAUUUUUGUGAGCCGGGUACAUGGAAAUUGAUGCCGAUGGCGAUACGAAUUGGAUACGAAAAAGCGGCGGUGAUGGCUCAAAGCACGAAUCAGACGUGUGUUCUAAUUUAUGUU